Messenger RNA from Carassius gibelio (silver crucian carp), 2784 nucleotides. RefSeq names its product calcium uptake protein 3, mitochondrial-like. Gene Ontology annotation, cellular component: uniplex complex. Lineage: Eukaryota; Metazoa; Chordata; Actinopteri; Cypriniformes; Cyprinidae. The record is from RefSeq and is a predicted model, not a curated record. Gene Ontology annotation, molecular function: calcium ion binding. Gene Ontology annotation, biological process: calcium import into the mitochondrion; mitochondrial calcium ion homeostasis. Bases 29 to 1480 code for a protein of 483 amino acids. The transcript has 15 exons.
CGCGCAGUCUGCCCGCGGUGACACAGUCAUGAUGGCCGCUGUGCGUCGGUUUCUGGCUCUUCGAAACAAGUUCACCAGCUCUACAAACGGUUUAAGCCUAUCCUUUAACAGCAGGCAGUCAUCGAGGGAAAGAGCAGUUCUGAGGCGUGUAGGGACAGGGCUGUGUAUCACUGUCGGCGGAUUCGCUGUUGUUUACUACAAUUCGAGUCCGGAUCGGGGGCACGCAUCUAGUCUGCGUGCAUUGAUUUCUCCGCUCCCAGCCGUGGCUGCAAAAGAGAAGGCCAGUGCAUCUGCUGAAGAUGAAGAGGUUUUGAUGUCAGCUCAUGAGCACAGGUUCAGGCUCUUCAGUUCACUGGAGUAUGAAGGACAGCUUUACAUGACUCCCCUCGACUUUAUCGAGUCCAUCACUAUGAGCGAACCAAAGAAAAAGAGGUUUUGGAGAUCCCUCACGAAACAGGAUCUAGACAAGAUUCUGUCAGAUACGCCACCUGUUUGGAAAGGAUCAUCCAGUUUGUUCCGAAACCUGCGGGAAAGAGGUGUCAUCGCUUACACAGAGUAUCUGUUUCUGCUUUGCAUUUUGACAAAGCCGCAUGCAGGUUUUAAAAUAGCUUUCAACAUGUUUGAUGCAGAUGGAAAUGAAAUGGUGGAUAAGAGGGAAUUCAUGGUGCUGGAGGAGAUAUUCCGUAGGAAAAAUGAAAAGAAAAAAGAGCGGGCAGGAAAUCCUGACAGUUCCUCUCAACUGAGUGUGGAACUGUAUGGACAUCAAGGAUCUGUUACCAGCAAUGUACUUAAAAAAGAGCAGCUUCAGUCUGAACCCAGAAGUUUCUGGGAUGUUCUAAGGCAUGGUGCGAGAAUAGUUCUCUUUUCAGAUCUGAUGGAGCACGAAACAGAAAAUGUCGUCGACACAACUCUGCUGGUGCAUUUCUUUGGAAAAAAGGGCAAAAGUGAACUUAACUUUGAUGACUUCUACAGAUUCAUGGACAACCUGCAGACAGAAGUCCUUGAGAUUGAGUUCCUCAGUUAUUCCAAGGGUAUGACCACCAUCAGUGAGGAAGACUUUGCUCGUAUCCUGCUGCGCUACACCACAGUGGAGAACAUUACAGGCUAUCUUGAGAAUGUGCGUCAAAGCAUACCCGAUGAGAAGGGCAUCAUGUUUGAAGAGUUUAGGUCCUUUUUUCAGUUUCUCAACAACUUAGAGGAUUUUGCAAUUGCCAUGCAAAUGUACAACUUUGCAAAUCGCCCAAUUGGACAAGAUGAGUUUGCACGUGCGGUCUAUGUGGCCACUGGCCUGAAGCUGUCACGACACCUCGUCAACACUGUUUUUAAGAUCUUUGAUGUGGACCAUGAUGACCAGCUCAGCUACAAAGAGUUCAUUGGGAUAAUGAAGGACCGGCUGCAUCGUGGCUCCUGGGGAUAUAAUGGUGAAGAGAGAUUCACAUCCUUUAAAGCCUGUAUGAAGAAGGAGCUCACUGCCAAAUAGGUGAAAGUCCCGUUGAGUGUUUCUCUUCACCCUCACAUCACACUGAAGAAAUCUCAAGUUGGAUUAAAGCUCUCAGUGACUCGACGCAAUUAUCUACCUGACAUGUGUCAAACUCUGUAAGAUACAAAUUCAGCCAGAAUUAGAUUUACACAUGCUACCUCCUUAGACUGUAGUUGCAACUUUGUCACUCGGCUGGCACUUUCUGAACUCUUUAAAAGCCAUUAACUAAAAGGGAUAACACUUAUGAAUGAAAUAGCCAUAAUACUUUUAUUAAUCAAAGUUAUUUAUUAAAGGUCUUAUACAUUUAAAUGGGUCAAGUGCCCACAUUUUGGGAUAAAUUAUGUUGAUUAAUGAAUUACAAAGUAGUGUCUUCAUUCAUGAUGACAUAUUAUUUAAAGGGAACUGUGUUGAAAUGAAAAUGGGAAUGUUGAUGGAGUGUACAGUUAUUUAUUCUAAUUAUCUAUCUAUUUUGUGUAAAGAAAAUGUUUUUGCGGGUUUUAAUGCCUCUGUAGUGCUGUAUUGGCAAUGCAUUGUUAUAUUUGCUUCUGUAGGAGUUAUAAGCCAGAUAAUCUUUGCUUACAAUGAGCACAUUGCUAAAAUAGUUUCUCUGAGCUUGUCCCCUGCCCACCACCCAGAUCAGCUUACAAGGGUCUGACAGUGCUGAGUGCACACAGUAAUAAUGAGUCCUCAGUCAUCUCACAAUGUGCUACACAUACAGAUCCCUCUCUCCCGCUCUUUCAUGAGUUUCUUACAGUGCCGCUCCUUUAAGAAGCAUCUUGUGAAGCCAGAACAACAAACGAGAAGAAACUGAAUCCCACUGAACUCUUACCAGGCCCGAUUUCAUGUAGGUUUCGAGAUUGGACAUCAAUCUCUGUUAAUCAUGUUAGAACAGUCUCAAAUUACUUGUCUUCAGAAUAUUGACAGUGCUUUAGACUUUAGUUAUUUCCCAUUAUUCUUUGAGGUGAUUAAGCAUAUUACAGUUUUCUGCAUAAUACAGUGUGCAGUUUUUGUUACCAUUGUGAUACAUAUAUAAUGGAGACCAGGGCUAGUUGUCACACUUUACUCCAAUGGAUAUCCAAUGGAUAAUUCUCAGGGUAUGUUUAUUUUUUUUAAGUCAACAUUUGUGCAGAUAUUUUAAAGCCUUGGCUGCAAAAAGCCUUUUGAACAUUAUCACCAUUAUUGCCCAGGAAACUGAACACAUAUUGACCUAGCAGUGCAUGGUGUCAUAUACAAGGUUAGCUGUUAUUAUGCAACCUUUUUUUCCCUUUCUAAUUUAUUCUAAUUAAAGAACCAGCAUAAAACAA